AUGGUGGGAGGCGAGACGCCCUCUUCGCCCCCGCCCCGGAGCGGCGGCUGGGGCAGUCUGCGCGAGGAGCUGGACUACUACAAGACGGCGUACGAGACGCUCGACGCGGAGCUGCAGGAGUUCCAGUCGUCGAGCAAGGAGCUAGAGGCCGAGCUCGAGCGCGACGUCGAGGAGAGCGAGAAGCGCGAGCGCAAGCUGCAGGAGAAGGUGGAGCGCCUGGGCUUCGAGGCCGAGGAGUGGAAGACAAAGUACAAGCAGAGCAAGACCGAGGCCAACCAUGCGCAAAACACGCUCCAGAAAGAGAUCACCAGCCUGCGCGAUGCCCAGCGGACACUGCAGCUCAAGCUGCGCGACAUGGAAGUCCAGAACGACGACUUCGAGCGCCAGACGCGCAACCAGUCGUCGUCGCUCGAGGACGUCGAGACAAAGUACAACGUGGCCAUUGAGCGCGAGGUCAUGCUGGAGGAAGAGAUCAAGAUCGGCGAGCGCGAGCGCGAAGGCCUGCGCAUCGAGACGCAGCGCCUGCGAGACGAGCUGUCCGACCUGAAGAUUGAGUCGGACAUUACGCAGGAGAAGCUGCGGCUGGCCGAGGCUACCAUCGAGAAGCACCACCAGCGCACCGUCUCCAACCAGCUGGCCAAGGACUCGUCGACGCUGCGCCCGCGCUCGCCCAUGUCCGAGGCAUCCACCACCACCACGAACCUGUCUUCGCCGACCGCCGCCUCCACCCCACCCUACAUGCAGCCAGACGCCCUGCGCUCAGACUCGACGCCGCCCUCGCCGCCGCUGUCCGAUGCACCGCUCGCCAUCAGGCCCAUACCCUUCACGCCCCUGGUGCCUACCAGGAAGGCCUCGAUGGCACCGCGCGACCCAGCUGCCACGCCCAGAGCCGGCGCCUUUACCCGCCCACGACACACCCGAGGACCGAGUGUUUCUGGCAUACCCGCUCAAGGCGCAAGCGCGGGUGGUCGACGCACGCCUUCCGUCAUGCGCCCGCCCAGCGCCGUGCCAGGACAGUGGCCAGCUCGACCCAGCCUAGGAGGCAAUACGCCGGCAGCUGGCUUGCCGAGAUCCGGCUCUCUCUACCAGAUUCGAGGCCUGAUUGGCAAGAUGCAGAAGCUCGAGGAGCGCGUGCACUCGGCACGCUCCAAGCUGCCUGCGCCGACUCUGACCCCUCCACGGGCGAGCCCUCGAGCCCCGAGUGUGUCCAACAACUACCUGCCGAGCUCGGUCCAAGUCAGGAAACGCGCAUCGCAGGCUUCCACCUCAGCCUCAUCCGUCCAAGACACUCCGAGUGGUGGUGUAAGCCGGCUCUCGUUCGGUGUACCGUCCAACGCAAGCACCAGUCGGCCCAGCAGUCGGGCGUCGCUGUCCUCGACACCUCAGCUACCCCGGCCCACAAGCAGGCCCAGUCCGGUAGGCAGGAACAGCGCGCGCACGCCUGGCACCCGGACACCUGGUACGCGCACGCCCAGCGCACGCACGCCCAACACGCGCAAUCCCCUGGGCCACCACUCGUCAGCGUCCAUGAGCGGCCGGAUAGGAAAGGCCCCGCCCCCGAUAUUGCACCUGCACGAAGGACGGCAGUUUGGCCGCACCUCUCUGAAUAGGCAUCCGAGCGACUACGGCCAUGCGCAAUCUCUGUCCCUGACACGAAGCGAGACGGGCAGCGACAAGAGCGACGAGGGCGAGAUCAAGACGCCGCUCGGGCGACGUCUGACGCUGGAGAGAAGCGGGAUCCCCACCCCAGGGAGCGCACUGUCGAGGAAACAGAGCGUCGGAAGACGGAUCAGCGCGAGCAUGGACGGCGGCAUGGGGCCGCCAAUACGUCCGCGCAAGAUGUCGACGUACGAGGAGGAGACGUACUAG
Molecule: messenger RNA, 1869 nt
Organism: Ascochyta rabiei
Lineage: Eukaryota; Fungi; Ascomycota; Dothideomycetes; Pleosporales; Didymellaceae
Product: NADH:ubiquinone oxidoreductase
Exons: 2
Coding region: 1-1869 (622 amino acids)
Biological process (GO): cell migration; microtubule nucleation; centrosome localization
Cellular component (GO): kinetochore; centrosome; kinesin complex
Molecular function (GO): microtubule binding
Source: RefSeq, a predicted model, not a curated record